AUGGAACUACCUGAAGAAAUCUGGGAAUUGAUCUGUAAAUUCAUCGAUGAAGAUGAUUAUCGAUUCCUUGAAUCAGUUUCACUCGUAUCGACCUCUUUGCUCGCCAUCACCAAUCGUGUUCGAUCCACUUUCGUCAUCACCGAUCGGACUGUUCCUUUUCUUCAUCGGCAUCUUCUUCGGUUCCGUAAGCUGAAACGAAUCAGGUUUUUCGAUCUCUGUAAGAAUUUCGAUUCGAUUCUACUGCAGAUUUCGCUUUCCGGUUUGGAUAUCGAAUCGAUCGAUGUAUCGGGAAUGUCUUAUGUUCCAGAUUUUGAGAUAUUGGGAAUGAAGAUGUUGAGUCAUGUGAAGGAAUUGAACUGUUCUAGAGUUUGUGGUUUGAGUGAUAGCGAUCUUGUUUCGAUCGGAAUGUGUUUCCCGUUUCUCCAGGAGCUUGACAUAAGCUAUCCUAAGUCGUCUUGUUCGAGUCUCGUCUCUGAUUCUGGGAUUAUCAGUCUUUCGUCAAGUCUCAAGGGACUGUUGAAGAUUAACAUUUCUGGUAAUAAUCUCGUCACAGAUAAAUCUUUGGUUUCGAUAUCGCAGAACUGUGUCCUCUUGAGAGAAGUAAUCUUCCGUGACUGUGAUUUCAUUUCAUCGCAUUGCGUCGAAUUUGUUCUGCGGAAUUGUCAGAUUCUGGAGUCUCUUGCGAUCUACAGAAUCGGAUGGGAACCGAGCCAAUCCUUCUCCGACAAUGCUUUCUUAUUCGCUCGUUGUUUGUCUGAGGUUGAUCUCUCGGAGUCGUUUCUGUCCGAUGAGUUGCUCCAUUUGAUUGCCAAUGCCAAGUUUCCUCUAAAGAAGCUUGUUCUCUCCAAUUGCCGUUGUCUCACUUAUGACGGGAUCUUGUAUUUGCUUAAUAAGUACCAAACACUGGUUCACUUGAAUCUUGAAGGGUCAAGUUUCCUCUCUGAUGAGAUGGUAAUGGAAUUGGGAAUGUUCCUUCGGUGCUUAACUUUUGUGAACCUCAGUUACUGUUCCAAGUUAACUGGUCUAGCAUUUUUCAGCAUCAUUGAAGGAUGUGUUUCCCUCAAGUGCAUCAGAAUGGAAAGUACGAAUUUUGGAGUGGAAGAAUAUUCCAAGGAACUGGAUAUCAAGUCAGGGAUCGAGUCUUUGUACAUAUCUAGAAACCACAAUUUGCACGAUGAGUGCCUCGAGAAGCUAUCCCGCCAUUGCCCUUUUGUAGAAACUCUCGAAGUGGCUCAAUGUCCUUGCAUCACAAGCGAUGGGAUUCUUAAAUUUUUGAGGAAUGGUGGGGAGCUAAGAUCUUUGGAUAUUAGCAGAUGCACUGCCAUAGGGAGUCUUUGUGCAGUAGACUUUGAGCUCCCAAAGUUAAAAUCUUUGCGAGUAGGUGGAACUGCGAUCGAUGACGAAGCCCUAGAUAUGAUCAGCAAAAGAUGUCAAGGGUUGUUGUAUCUUGAUCUGCAAGGAUGCUGGAAUGUGAGAUCAAUUGGGGUGAAGAAAGUUGUGCAGAGCUGCAUACGUUUAAGAGAGAUAAACCUUAACCACUGUAAAGUCGAUGCUGGAAUUUUCACUUGGAUGGUUUGUGCAAAUCCAUCUCUUAGGAGAAUCAUACCGCCACAUGGUGUUCCUCUAACUAGAAAACUCCAGAACUUCUUGCUGCGUCAUGGAUGUGUAAUCUGCCAUGAUUCUUCCGAGUCUUCUAUAGCAUGGAAGAGAUGGUGA
Messenger RNA from Arabis nemorensis, 1716 nucleotides. The record is from the annotation of a GenBank genome assembly. NCBI's taxonomy places the organism in Eukaryota, Viridiplantae, Streptophyta, Magnoliopsida, Brassicales, Brassicaceae.